Diabrotica balteata is the source of this 452-nucleotide messenger RNA. The record is from the annotation of a GenBank genome assembly. Lineage: Eukaryota; Metazoa; Arthropoda; Insecta; Coleoptera; Chrysomelidae.
AGUUUUGCCGAUUUGUAUUUUCAGUGAUUCUGGAUAUUUUCGAAAAAAUCGUAAAAAUGAAAUUGGUUUUGGUUUUGACUGUUAUAAUUGCCGGUGUUUUCGCCGCUCCCCAAAGUGCCGACAAAGAUGCUGUCGUAACAAAAUAUAACUCAGACAAUACUGGAAUUGAUGGAUACAAUUUUGAUUUCGAAACGAGUAACGGCAUCUCCCAACAGGAACAAGGUCAACUGACGAAUCAAGGAACAGAAAAUGAACUUAUGAAAGUUACUGGCUCGUAUUCCUUCACGUGGAACGGAGUAACGUACACAGUUACCUACACUGCAGAUGAAAAUGGAUUCGUACCUGUGGGAGAUCAUAUCCCAAAAUAAAAGACUAGCUCAAUCGCGUACCAUUAUUAUUUAAUAUUUUUAUGUAAAUAUAUUUUAUGAAGUAUCAAUAAAUGAUAUGAACUU